Molecule: messenger RNA, 1836 nt
Organism: Vicia villosa (hairy vetch)
Lineage: Eukaryota; Viridiplantae; Streptophyta; Magnoliopsida; Fabales; Fabaceae
Product: glucan endo-1,3-beta-glucosidase 7-like
Exons: 5
Coding region: 98-1534 (478 amino acids)
Biological process (GO): carbohydrate metabolic process
Cellular component (GO): plasma membrane
Molecular function (GO): hydrolase activity, hydrolyzing O-glycosyl compounds
Source: RefSeq, a predicted model, not a curated record
CAUUUUUUACUUUACGGUUAUACCCUUCCACUACGUGCUAUAAAUUUCUGUUUCCUUCUCUUAGUUUAAGUGCAGUUUCAAAUUCUCAACGGUUAACAUGACAAACUUGGUUUCCGGUUCCACAUAUCUUGUCCUCUUUCUAGCAUUCAACUUUGCAUAUUCUGACCCGUUUCUCGGCGUGAACUAUGGACAAGUCGCCGACAACCUUCCACCACCGUCAGCCACCGCAAAACUCCUCCAAACCACCGCAUUUGAAAAAGUCCGAUUAUACGGAACCGACCCCGCCAUAAUCAAAGCUCUAGCCAACACCGGAAUCGGAAUUGUAAUCGGAGCUGCAAACGGCGACAUUCCGGCACUCAGUUCCGAUCCAUCUUUCGCAAAAACCUGGAUAAACACCAACGUGAUUCCUUACUAUCCCGCUAGCAACAUCAUCCUCAUAACCGUUGGUAACGAAGUGAUAGACUCAAACGAUACCAAUCUUGUGAACCAGAUGUUGCCGGCGAUACAGAACAUGCAAGGCGCACUUGAGGCGGUUUCUCUCGGCGGGAAGAUUAAGGUUUCUACGGUGCAUACUAUGGCGGUUUUGAAGAACUCUGAGCCUCCUUCUGCUGGAAGUUUUCAUCCGGAAUAUAGUACCGUUUUGCAGGGUUUGUUGUCGUUUAACAAAGAUACUGGUUCUCCUUUUGCUAUUAACCCUUACCCUUAUUUUGCUUACAAAAGUGACCCUGGAAGAGCAGAUAAUUUGGCUUUUUGCCUCUUUCAGCCCAACUCGGGCCGAGUUGACGCAAACACUAAGCUCAAUUACAUGAAUAUGUUUGAUGCUCAGGUGGAUGCGGUUCGAUCUGCGUUAGAUGCUAUGGGUUUUAAGGAAGUUGAGAUUGUAGUUGCGGAGACAGGGUGGCCAUACAAAGGGGAUCCCGACGAGGCUGGACCGAGUAUUGAGAAUGCAAAGGCGUACAACGGUAAUCUCAUUACACACUUGAGGUCCAAGGUUGGGACUCCAUUGAUGCCGGGGAAAUCAGUGGACACAUACAUAUUUGCCUUGUAUGACGAGGAUUUGAAACCCGGAGCUGCUUCUGAGAGAGCCUUUGGGCUUUACAACCCUGAUCAGUCGAUGAUCUAUGAUGCCGGCCUGUCUAAGCAGCAAAGUUCUACUCCUACUAGUAGCCCCGUGGCCGCACCGAUUAAUCCGGAUGUGUCAAAAUCUCCUUUGAAUUCGUCGCCAAAAGUUUCAACUCCAACAUUACCGUAUAAUAGUAACAUAGCAUGGUGUGUGCCAAAACCAGGAUUAACUGAUGUGCAGCUACAAGCAAACUUAGAUUAUGCUUGUGGGCAGGGGAUUGAUUGCAGCUCAAUCCAACCAGGAGGAGCUUGUUUCGAACCUAACACAUUAGCGAAUCAUGCAGCAUAUGCCAUGAAUCUCUUUUAUCACACUGGGCAAAAUCCAUUAACUUGUGAUUUCUCACAGACAGCGACACUAACAUCAAAUAACCCAAGUUAUAAUAGUUGUGUUUAUGCUGGAGGGAAUGCAUAAUUUAAAAAACAAGAAAGUAGAUAAAGGAUGGUGGUGUUUUUAUUUUUGUUGGUUGUUUUAAUUCUUAUUUAUUAAUUGUUUAAAAAUGUUUUGGUCUUAAGAGUGUUCUGAAGUAAAAGAAUGGUGUCUGUAUAGAGGAGGAUCCUCCUCUAUUUCUGUUGUAAACGUUUCAAUGUCUAGGUUAGAAGCAACUUGCUGCAUUUUUUUAUGAUGUGUGUUUGCUAUAAGUGUUGAGUCAACUGAAAUCUUGAUGAUGUCAAUACUUAAUGUUGGUUCAAAUAAUAUGAUGCUUUUUCUUAGAA